UCUGUCGUUGAGACUGCGGGUGGAGAAAGCGAACAUGACUCUGGAUCCAGACACGGCCCAUCGCAACCUCAUCGUGUCUGCGGAUCGGAGAAGUGUGAGAUGGGGAGACACACGGCAGGCUCUGCCCAACAACCCUGAGAGAUUUGACACUGAGUUCUGUGUGCUGGGCUGUGCGGGAUUCACCUCGGGCAGACAUUACUGGGAGGUGGAGGUGGAGGGCGGGGGACUCUGGUCUGUGGGGGUGGCCCGAGAGUCUGUGAGCAGGAAGGGAGAGAUCAGCGUUAACCCUGAGCAGGGGAUCUGGGCUGUGCAGUGCUGGGAGGAUCAGUACUGGGCUCUCACGUCCCCUCAGCAGCUCAUCCCCUUCUCCCCGAGCCGGGCACUCCGCAGGAUCUGGGUUUAUCUGGACUAUGAAGGGGGGCAGGUGACGUUUUUCGAUGCUGGUCAUGGGGACCCGAUCUUCACUUUCCCGACGGCCUCUUUCGCCAGGGAGAGAAUCCGCCCGUUCUUCUGGGUGGGUCUUGCGGGAAACUCUUCUGUGCUCGGUUCCAAGCACUAUUUCGCUCUCCUGGACCAAUGCUCCCACCUCACACUGUGUCCGUGAGGUGCCCUGUCUGUGCCCAUGUAACAGGCUCCUGUAGCCCCAACCCUCCUUAUCUCUAUGACCUGGAGGAUUCAGCCAGUCUCCUGCCACACAGACAGAGCUGAAGGGGAGUGAUGCUCUACCCAUAGCUCGAGGGCUGUGUGAGGCGCUCUAGGCUGGGUCUCUAUGCUCCUAGGAGGCCAGCUGAGGGCUUGGCUACACUCGGGACUUCACAGCGCUGCCGCGCGAGUGUAGUUGCGCCGCCAGCGCUCCG
This is a messenger RNA of Terrapene triunguis (Three-toed box turtle), 857 nucleotides long. RefSeq names its product butyrophilin subfamily 2 member A2-like. Gene Ontology annotation, molecular function: protein binding. The coding region runs from base 35 to 604 and encodes 189 amino acids. Lineage: Eukaryota; Metazoa; Chordata; Testudines; Emydidae. The record is from RefSeq and is a predicted model, not a curated record. The transcript is spliced from 2 exons.